Molecule: messenger RNA, 562 nt
Organism: Tripterygium wilfordii
Lineage: Eukaryota; Viridiplantae; Streptophyta; Magnoliopsida; Celastrales; Celastraceae
Product: small ubiquitin-related modifier 1-like
Exons: 3
Coding region: 54-377 (107 amino acids)
Biological process (GO): protein sumoylation
Cellular component (GO): nucleus
Molecular function (GO): ubiquitin-like protein ligase binding; protein tag activity
Source: RefSeq, a predicted model, not a curated record
ACCUAAAAUCACCAGAUAGAGAAAAACUCGACUUGAGAGAGUGAGAGAGAAUAAUGUCUGCAACAGGCGGAGACGCCGGCGGUGGUGGCGCAGGGCAAGAGGAGGACAAGAAGCCCGGGGACCAGUCCGCUCACAUUAACCUCAAAGUCAAGGGCCAGGAUGGCAAUGAAGUGUUUUUUAGGAUCAAACGGAGUACCCAGAUGCGGAAACUAAUGAAUGCAUAUUGUGAGAGGCAGUCAGUGGAUUUGAACUCCAUUGCAUUUUUGUUUGAUGGGCGCAGACUCCGUGCAGAACAGACUCCAGAUGAGCUUGAGAUGGAGGAUGGGGACGAAAUUGAUGCUAUGCUGCACCAAACAGGAGGCGGCCACCUGGCAUAGUUGGUUUAUAUUGCUCUAUUUUAGUUUUAUCAUUUAAAAUAUCCGUGUAAAUUGAAAUGGAGCUGAUGUGAACUGCAUAGUUCAAGUUUUGUUAUGACCAAGUGCUUGGUGGGGGAUGUUAUGCCAUUGGAUGUUCAUGGUCUUUCUUUUGCUGCUUAUGGAAUUAUUAGGCUUGUUUUGUGUUA